AUGGAGAGUGUUCCGCUCCUUGAUAAGAUUUGGAGAGGAGAAUUUGUUGUUUUGUAUGGUGCACGUGCUUCUGGAAAAUCCACACGUAUGAUGCAGGUUAUGGCACAGUUGACACGCGAAGGCUUUAUUUGUAUUUACGUAACUCUCGAGCUAAUUAACAUAAAAUCCGUAGAAUCAUUCUGGAUAUCACUCGGCCUUUCUUUCGAAACUAGUAUCAAAUCCUUCGCUAAAUUUUUUGGGAAAAACAAUUGUGAAAAAAAGGUGGUUCUCUUUGUCGAUGAGUACGAUCGAUUGUACGAUGCAGAUGAUGACAUUAGAGCCUCGUUCCUUGGGGCCAUCCAUGACAUUAAAAAUGCAAAAGAUGAUUAUUCUCUCUGGUCUUGUGUGGCCAUCGGUCCCUUCAGUAUCUUACAUCUGAGUUCAAACAGGAAGACUUUGCAGAUGACUAUCACUAUUGAUCCGGCAAUCGUUGAAGACAUUUACACACGGACAAAUGGGCAUGUCGGCCUUGUAUGCCUUUGCGGAAAAGAGAUUCAUGUAUACUUAAUAAGGAAACUUGACGGAAGAAGAAGGCUUGACUUCUUAACCUGGUUGGACUACACCAUUAAUUCAUUGCAAGAAGCGGUGCUUGAUUACCCCACCUUCAGACAGAUGGUCCAUACGCUUACCAAGGAUAAAGCUAGGCAAGCUAUGCAACUUGUUCGAUCUGCAUUCGUAGGAUUCUUUGAUUUAGUGCAGAUCGUUAAUAAUGAAGAAAGAAAUUUAGCGGAAUUCUUAACAACGGAGGGUGUGCUAAUUAGGGAUGAAGAGACCAAAGAUGGAUUCAAAAUGUCAUCUGUUCUCGUAGAUGAGCUGGUUCGACGAAAAGUCAUUCCUGAAUUAUUCAAGUCUAUCCCCAACAGUUGCAUUUCCUAA
Ambispora leptoticha is the source of this 915-nucleotide messenger RNA. NCBI's taxonomy places the organism in Eukaryota, Fungi, Glomeromycota, Glomeromycetes, Archaeosporales, Ambisporaceae. The record is from the annotation of a GenBank genome assembly.